Pseudozyma flocculosa PF-1 is the source of this 1752-nucleotide messenger RNA. RefSeq lists its product as uncharacterized. Bases 1 to 1752 code for a protein of 583 amino acids. NCBI's taxonomy places the organism in Eukaryota, Fungi, Basidiomycota, Ustilaginomycetes, Ustilaginales, Ustilaginaceae. The record is from RefSeq and is a predicted model, not a curated record. The transcript has 3 exons.
AUGGGUGAGCGCAGCAACAACGGCGCCUUCAACCUGCGCAACGUGGCGCGCUCGCUCUCGCUCAAGCGCAAGGGCAACACGUCGACGCAGGGCAGCAACGGUCGCUAUGCGCUGCCGACCGACAUCCCCGCCCCGCCGCGUGAAGUAACGCGGCAGCCAUCGCUGCCCGAGAGAGUCCCCGAGAGAGUGCCCGAGAGGGAGUCGCUGGCCUCGCUGGGCUACUCGAGCCUCAACUACGUGCCGCCGCCAGACUCCAGGCCCAAGCGCAACGCCUCGACCAAGCACCGGCGGGCACAGCAGAGCUACGACCUGCUCGGAAGCCACGGAAGCGGCAACGGGGCGCACAGCAGGGGCCCGCAGCUGCCUUUGAGAGCAUCUCGCAGCGACGAGUCGCUCGUCAUUGACUCGGCCGUCCCGCCCAAGCUGCAGUCAACGGCGCGCGGCGCCCCCUCCGGUCCUCCGCCCUACGGGUCGCCCCCGCCCAUGACAUCGCCCUACCUCGUCAAGAGCCCCCAAGCGCCCGCGGCCGAGGCCGCCUCUUCGACCGGAGACGACCCGCUGCAGAACAUCAAGGACCACAUGCGUGCCAAUGCCGACCUCAUCGGCAAUGGGCCGUUUUACUCGGUGCAGCGCGGCUGGAAGAAGGGCAUCUACAUGAGCCGGGCCGAGGCCGACAGGCAGAUACGCAACUUCCCCGGGCCCGUCAUCAAGACGUUUGAGAACCUCGACGAAGCCAUCGCGUUCCUCAAACCGGAUGCUGCGGUGCUGGAGACUCCGGACGAGGACCAGGACGAGGAGGUGCUCGAGCGGGCGAGGAUCUUUUCCGACCUCGCAAGCUCGGGCCAGGUCGAGCUCAAGAGGGCCAUAUCGCUGUCGUCGGAGAGGAAGGCGGCACGCCUCAGGGCCAACAGGGCGCAGAAGGACAGCCUCGACUCUGCCAACGGCUCGGCCACAGCGUCGGCCGCCGCGGCCACUUCUCUCGGGCUUUCCGCAGGACCUUGGGCCACGUCGCGGACCAUCCUGAAGCAGGGCGCGCACAGCCCGUUUGAGGACCCCGUCUCGAACCCUCUCGACAAGGCAUUACCGGUGCCAGCCGAGCCCCUCUGCGGCCCUUCCCGGCUGGUCACGCUCCUGCCCGUCCGUAACCUGGAGGCUUCCAAGAGCUUCUACACCACCGUCCUUGGCAUGACGUGCUCCUCGCAGCACGAGGGCGUGCAGGCCAUCCUGACUUCGUCGACCGGUGCCUCGUUCUGCCUGCGCAGCCUGGAUGUGGCGCCACCGAUGCCAUCAGGGAGCGGGCUCGCCAGGAGCAGCAGCAUUGGCCGCUCGAACUCGUCCAAUGGCCGCUCCGGUCGCCCGAUGUUGCCCCCGAUGAACGAAGACGGAGAGGCGCCGGUAUCGUCAGGAUCAGGGCCCGACAGCCCAUCACGGAACGACUUGAGGCCGUCGAGGUCGCCCGUGCCGCCACCCCCGCCGCCGCGCAGCGCCACUGUGACCAUGUCUGGAAUCACGACUCUGGUCGAAUACCCGAAACCCCUCGACGCUUUGCACAGCCUCGUAUCGCAGAGGAUCAACGGCUGGACGCAGCACGACGCCCGUCAGUUCGGAGACCUUCGCUUCGGAUCAAGGAGGACGGAGGGCGCCAAGAUGCUGUCUGAAGUCGAGGACAAGCCAUGGGGCUGCCAGGAGUUCCACGUCUCUGAUCCGGAUGGACACCGGCUCAUCUUCACGAGUCCGCUGCAAGCUCGGUGA